Chroicocephalus ridibundus (black-headed gull) is the source of this 3697-nucleotide messenger RNA. RefSeq names its product HECT domain and ankyrin repeat containing E3 ubiquitin protein ligase 1 (gene HACE1). NCBI's taxonomy places the organism in Eukaryota, Metazoa, Chordata, Aves, Charadriiformes, Laridae. The coding region runs from base 112 to 2988 and encodes 958 amino acids. Gene Ontology annotation, cellular component: nucleus; cytoplasm; Golgi membrane. Gene Ontology annotation, molecular function: protein binding; ubiquitin protein ligase activity. Gene Ontology annotation, biological process: membrane fusion; protein polyubiquitination; Golgi organization. The transcript is spliced from 25 exons. The record is from RefSeq and is a predicted model, not a curated record.
GUGCGGGGGACCUGGGGCUGCCGGCGGCUUGGGCAGCCUGCGCGCCGCCGCCAUGGGCUGAGGGGAGAGGCGGUGGCGGGUGUCAGCGGCUGCAGGCUGGGCGCCCCGAGGAUGGAGAGAGCCAUGGAGCAGCUCAACCGGCUGACGAGGUCCCUGCGCCGCGCCCGCACCGUGGAGCUGCCGGACGAUAAUGAAACUGCUGUCUAUACACUAAUGCCGAUGGUUAUGGCUGACCAGCACAGGUCUGUCUCAGAGCUGCUAUCAAAUUCAAAAUUUGAUGUGAAUUAUGCAUUUGGACGUGUGAAGAGAAGUUUGCUUCAUAUUGCAGCAAACUGUGGAUCCGUUGAAUGCCUUGUUCUAUUAUUAAAAAAAGGAGCAAAUCCAAACUAUCAGGAUAUUUCAGGAUGCACGCCUCUCCAUUUAGCAGCAAGGAAUGGUCAGAAGAAAUGUAUGAGCAAGCUGCUGGAAUACAGUGCAGAUGUCAACAUUUGUAAUAAUGAAGGCUUGACUGCAAUUCACUGGUUGGCUGUCAAUGGACGAACAGAAUUGCUUCAUGAUCUUGUUCAGCAUGUCAGUAAUGUAGAUGUUGAAGAUGCGAUGGGACAGACAGCCCUUCAUGUAGCUUGCCAAAACGGGCACAAGACAACGGUGCAGUGUUUGCUGGACAGCGGUGCAGAUAUAAACAGGCCGAAUGUGUCAGGCGCAACUCCACUCUAUUUUGCUUGCAGCCAUGGUCAGAGAGAUACUGCACAAAUUCUUUUGAUGAGAGGAGCCAAAUAUUUACCAGACAAAAAUGGUAUUACUCCACUGGAUCUCUGUGUACAGGGUGGGUAUGGGGAGACCUGUGAAGUCUUAAUACAAUAUCAUCCUCGACUUUUCCAGACAAUAAUUCAAAUGACACAGAAUGAAGAUCUACGGGAAAACAUGUUGCGGCAAGUUCUGGAACACUUGUCUCAGCAGAGUGAAAGCCAGUAUCUUAAAAUUCUCACAAGUCUUGCUGAAGUUGCUACAACAAAUGGUCACAAACUGCUUAGCUUGUCAAGUAAUUAUGAAGCUCAAAUGAAGAGUCUCUUAAGGAUCGUGAGGAUAUUUUGCCAUGUCUUUCGCAUUGGCCCAUCCUCUCCCAGUAAUGGAAAUGACAUGGGCUACAAUGGAAAUAAAACUCCAAGAAGUCAGGUGUUCAAGGUCAGAAAAGUAUAUGAUGUUGUUAGGAAGAUAGACGUUAAAGAGAUGAAUUUCACAAAGCAUGCAUUCAUUUAUCAGACAUCUCAUGAACAGGAACCGUUGGAACUGCUCUGGCAUUCUCUAGAUGAAUGGCUUGUUCUUAUAGCCACAGAGCUGAUGAAAAACAAAAGGGACUCAGCCAACAUUACUUCUAUUUUACUGAAGCAAAAAGGACCAGAUCACCAGGAUGCUUCUCCUACACCUUCCUUUGCUGCUGCAGGAACUGAGGGCAGAGAAGAGCUAUCCUCUGAUGCUGGCGAGUCAAAAACAUAUGAUGUUACUGAUGUUACAGGGAAGCAGGAAGCUUGUGCUGAUUGCCAGGAUGUUAUCUCCAUGACAGCAAACAGGCUAAGUGCUGUCAUUCAAGCCUUUUAUAUGUGCUGCUCCUGUCAGAUGCCUCAGGGGAUGACAUCACCUCGUUUUAUAGAAUUUGUCUGUAAACAUGAUGAUGUCCUUAAGUGUUUUGUUAACCGGAAUCCCAAAAUAAUUUUUGAUCACUUUCAUUUUCUUCUUGAAUGUCCUGAACUAAUGUCCAGAUUUAUGCACAUCAUAAAAGCUCAGCCAUUUAAAGAUCGCUGUGAAUGGUUCUAUGAACAUCUGCAUGCCGGGCAGCCAGAUUCGGACAUGGUGCACAGGCCUGUCAAUGAAAAUGACAUCCUUUUGGUUCACAGAGAUUCUAUUUUUAGGAGUAGCUGUGAAGUUGUGUCUAAAGCAAAUUGUGCAAAACUGAAGCAGGGGAUUGCUGUGAGAUUUCAUGGAGAAGAAGGCAUGGGGCAGGGUGUGGUGCGUGAGUGGUUUGAUAUCUUAUCCAGUGAAAUAGUUAACCCAGAUUAUGCCUUAUUUACCCAGUCAGCUGAUGGAACAACUUUCCAGCCCAACAGCAACUCUUCUGUAAAUCCAGAUCAUUUGAACUACUUCCGUUUCGCAGGCCAGAUCCUGGGGCUAGCUCUGAAUCACAGGCAGUUGGUGAACAUUUACUUCACGAGGUCAUUCUACAAACAUAUUCUUGGUAUACCUGUAAAUUAUCAGGAUGUAGCAUCUAUUGAUCCAGAGUAUGCAAAGAACUUGCAGUGGAUUUUAGAUAAUGAUAUCAGUGAUCUGGGUUUAGAGCUGACCUUCUCUGUUGAGACUGAUGUGUUUGGAGCAAUGGAAGAAGUACCAUUGAAGCCAGGCGGUGCAAGUAUACUUGUUACACAGGAAAACAAGGCUGAGUAUGUCCAGCUUGUCACAGAGCUUAGAAUGACAAGAGCCAUUCAGCCUCAGAUAAAUGCCUUCUUACAAGGCUUCCAUAUGUUCAUUCCACCAUCUUUGAUCCAGCUUUUUGAUGAAUAUGAACUGGAGCUUUUGUUGUCUGGUAUGCCAGAAAUUGAUGUGAAUGAUUGGCUAAAAAAUACAGAAUACACCAGUGGCUAUGAGAGGGGAGACCAAGUUAUACAGUGGUUCUGGGAUGUUGUGGAAGAACUAACUCAGGAAGAGAGAGUAUUGCUACUACAGUUUGUUACUGGCAGUUCCUUUUAUUUUGUGGAUAUGGGAGCAUUGUUUUUAAUUUCCAGGGUGCCUCAUGGUGGUUUUGCCCAUAUAAUGGGUGGCAGCGGAUUGCAAAAUUUUACAAUUGCUGCUGUGCCAUAUACUGCAAAUCUUUUACCAACGUCAAGCACAUGUAUCAACAUGCUGAAGUUACCCGAAUACCCAAGUAAAGAAAUCCUUAAGGAUAGGCUUCUUGUGGCAUUGCACUGUGGAAGCUACGGUUAUACAAUGGCAUAAUGAACUCUAGAAAACUCAUCUGACUACUGACGUGCGAUUCAGAGUGGCAGAAGUAAUUUUGGAAACUGUCAAUAGAAAAGCAGCUUAGAUGCUGCAGCCCAUUGGCAGGGCUGGGCUUCUGAACUCGUCCAGGAUCAUCAGCUGUUUCCUCCAUUAUGUGUUGUCAAAAGUCACCUUGAUACCGUCACAACAAACUUCUCAGUGUGCUGCAUUUUCAUUUUGUAAAAUGACAGAUCUGUAUGGAAGUCAGUUUACAUGCUUUUCAUUAUUGCUUCAGUCUGAAUCAGGAGGUUUUGUCAGAAUCUCUUUCCACAGUUUACUUUUGAUUUUCAACUAUAUGGUUGAAUGAUAUGUGUUUUAGUUUACUUUGCACUCAAAUGGCAUGCGACUAAUGGACAGACUUGUACUUUAUGCCUCGUUGCAUGUGAAAGUGCCGUUUAUUUUUGCAGAGAACACUCUAUAGAAAGUUCAAUUGGGAUUUUGUACAAUAAGACAAAUCUGAUGUAUUUUCCAUUUAUUUGCAUAGUAACAGAAAUAAAAUUUUAUAACUUUUUAGUACUUCAAUGUAUAUAGUAUGUAAAGAUUAGACUGUUAUCACUGGAAAAAAUAACAGAUGAAGUUAAUAUCUAAUUUAUAUUAGAAUUUACACUAUAUUCUACUAAAUAUUUAAAGUAUUUGUGACUUUAUAGUCAACUUGCAGUUUAGAAUU